AUGAUAUAUAAAUUUUUUAUUUUUUUUAUUUAUUUAUUAAAUAAUAUAAAUUAUAGCAGGGGCGACAGUAGUGAUGGUUUUCGAAGUAUUAUAGAAAUACAGCAAGGCGGAUUUUAUAAUGUAACUAAAGUCAAUGUUUUUUCGGAAUAUUCAAAUGUUAAGCCAACAAUAGACCUCCCUUUGCACUAUAGUUACUAUUCAAAUAUUUGUGAUGGCAGUGAUGUUAAACAUAGUAUUACAAGCGGUCAAAUAACGUCAUCUGCUUUCGGUUUAGGUGGUUAUUCUUUGGGUGAAAUUUUAUAUAUUGAAGAGGGUCAUAGUCUUUUCACUGAUCAACUCGAUGCAUUAGGUAAUCUUGUGGAUAUUAUAUGUAUAAAGGGAUCUUUUAAAAUCAUGAGCAAUUUUAUUAAUGUGGGAUAUAUUGUUUUACCUGGUGGCGAAUUAAUAGUAGACGGAGAUUACUCAAUAACAUUUGUCAAAUUACACAAUACAAAUAUUACCGACCCAUAUAAUUAUUUCCCUGGUAUUCUAAAUUUGGGUGGAUCGUUUUUGUAUAAUGGAAACAUGUUAAAAUAUAGAGCUACCAUAAUUGGUACUAAAAAGUUACAGUUCGAUCAAGACCUUACUGGUAUUCAAAUAACAACAAAAUUGGGCAUUUUAGGUCCAAAAAAGCCAUAUUCUAUCGCUCAAUUUCCCACUUAUGAUCAAAUUUCUCGUACUAUUUCAUUCUUAAUAGAUAUGUUUUCAGAGGAUCUUAUUGGUGAGUUGGUUAUAGUUUUUAGAACCAAUUCAGUUAUUUCAACCCAAGAGACAGAUGUAUCAGUUUUUAUGGCAGGCCAAUCAAAAGUAUCAAUCAAAAAUGUAUUUUUUAAUUUUCAUGGUAGAACAACAAAUUAUGCAUACGAUGAUACAACACUCGAAAUAUCACCAAAUGACCCAUCAAUAGCAACUGCUGUUAAUAUGGGAGCCAAUCAAAGAUUUAGAGGUGUAUUAAAUUUUCAAUUCUCAGAAAACGUGGUUAUUGAUAAUUGUGUAUUUUCAAUUAUGGAUGAUGGUAGAGCCCCAAUUAUUGCAUUCGCAUCAAGUUUAAAUAUUUCAAACAGUAUUAUAGCAAGUAAAUCAGGAUCAAAUAUUAUUGCUCAGUAUGGUACCGAAUUAAUUUAUUCAGAAAAUAAUUAUUAUUUUUUAGAAUCGGCCGAUUCAUCACCUCUACAGACACCAUCAGAAUCAAAUAUGGACUAUGGAUAUGAAGGAAAUGCAAUUUAUUCAUUAUCACCAAACAUAUCAUCAACCAAUGAUGUUUUCUUCGGUCAUAAUAAUGUAUUUAAUUUCAAUUUUAUAUCAAACAGAUCAACAAUUACCGGAUUAGAUAAAGAUUGUUAUUUACCCUGUACAUCACCAUCAUCAGCAGUAUCAAAUUUAGUUCAAUAUCCAAUCGAAUUUAAAAUCAAUAAUCCAACAAUAAUCCAAAACGAUAAUACAGCUGAUAUCUCCUCUUCAUUAUUAUCAACAAAACAAUAUUUAAUUAAAAUUAAUAACAAUGGUAAUCUUCCAAGUAGAACAUUUUCAAUUAAAGAUCUUCAAAUAUCAACACCGACCUCAAUAUUUGUAAAUCUUCCAGAUAGCACUUUAUUAUUAAACAACAUCAACUCAUUAAACGAUUUUUCAAUUGAUGGAAUAAUUACAAAAUUACAAAUUAUCAAUUCAAAUAUUUAUUCAUCAAAAAAUAACAAUGUAACAAUAUCAUCAACAUCAAUUCAAAAUACAUCAAUCAAAGGUAAAUUAAAAGAAAUUAACCUUCCAAUUAAUCAAAAUUAUGGAUCAAUCUCAACUCCAUAUUUUUAUUCAAGCAUCGAAAUGUUAAAUAAUAUUACAAUUAAAUCAAUUAGCCCAUCUAUACCUCAACAAAUGAACACUAAUACCACAUUAAACAUAAUUGUUGAAUUUGAAACAUUAUUAAAUGUCAAUACACUUCAAUGUGCUUAUGGUACUUCAAUAGGUGGUGAUAUUUCCGAUACUUUUGGGCCAUAUACAUAUCUUACCGAAUCAAAAUGUCAAUUCGAAUUUAAACCAACAGCCGAAGGAGCAUACAAUUUAGUUGUAAUUCUUAAAACAGAAAAUGAUAAUGAUUAUUAUAUAAUAAUACUACCAAUAAUAAAUGUAUUCACUAAAUAUGGGUUUAAAUCUGGUUUGUUCUUUAACGAAGCUGAAUUAAAUUUAGAAAUCGAAGGAAAUACUUUUAUAUCAGGGUGUAUCAAACCAAAUUGUACUAUUAAUGAAAACAAUUUAAAAUAUUCAACACUCCCAAAUACAAUAGGAAACAGUCCAUUCCAAGAUAUUGUUAAAUACGGUGUAACUACAAAUGAUGAAUCAAAACCAUUAGAAAUACAAAUUCCAUUAAAUUCAACAGGCACUGAUUAUCAAAUUCAACUAUAUUUUGUUUAUUAUCAAGCAAUCGAUGAUUAUGGCAGUCCAUUAUCAAUUUAUAUAAAUGACAAACCAAUUAUUAUUUUAGAAACUAUUUACGAAGAAUCAACAUUCAAAAACAUCACAUUUUAUUACGACAAUACUCAAAAAUCAUCAAAUGCAAAUUUAAGAAUCGAAAACAGAGGCGAUAUUUAUCUAACAUCAAUUGUAACCUAUUCAAACCUAGAACCUCCAAUUAUAACUGACCCACCAGUUUCACCAACUCCAUCAAUUACACCACCUAUAAUUCCGGUCAAAGAGGAUACUCUUUUAUUAGUUAAAAGUAUUGUUCCUAGUGUUGGUACCUUUAUAAUUGUAUCAAUUAUUUUAUUUUUGCUUUUCAAAAAGUUCAAGUGGUCUAUUAGAGCAUUUUUUGGUUCUGUUUACUAUAAGUAUCUAGGAGGUGAUGGGACACAGGCGCUAUUUGAUCCAACUGAUUAUGAUAAAUAUCAAGCUCAUUCCGAGGUUUUGGCUUAUUUACAUGGUUCAAAAUUUUGUAUUCCAACUGAGGAUACUUUCCCACUUUUACUUUCAACCUCAAGAUUAGAUUUUGGUUUAAAUGGAAAAUUAUCAUCACCAGACACCAUUCUUCACGAUAGGCUAAUUCUUACCAACAAGAUUUCAUCAAAAUUGAAAUAUUUACUAAUUUUACCACCAUAUAAUAAUGGUAUUGUUUGCAGCUCAUCUAAACUAUAUGGAUCAAUUGAACCAGGUGAAUCAGUUGAAAUCAUUAUUACUUUAACCCUCUUCUGUACCGCUUUGUUUUUCGAAAAAAUUGCACUUUUUGUUGAAGGACAUGGCCAUACUUUUAUUUGCAUUAAUGUUCAAUCAAGUCUUUCAGAACAGUUGGAUAUUCAAGAAUUUGAAUUUGGAUCUAUUCUUGGGGAGGGCUCAUCUAGUGUUGUCUAUAAAUGUAAAUGGAGAAACGAAAUUACUGCAGUUAAAUUAGUCAAUAAUAGAUACUCUAAAUCCCUUUCAAGAGAAAUAGAUUUAUUAAGGAAGAUAAAACACCAAAAUAUAGUUUCCUUUUUAGGUACGGUCACUAAUUUCAAAUAUUUAUGUAUUGUUACCGAGUAUGCAAAAUAUGGUAGUUUACAUAGUAUUUUACACAAAACUGCUAUUAAACUUUCUGUUAUUCAAAAACUCAAUAUUGCCAUCGAUAUUGCCAGGGGUUGCUCUUUUCUUCAUCAAUCUAAAAUUAUCCACAGAGAUUUAAAACCAGCCAAUAUAUUACUUUUUAAUAUCGAAGAUUCAGGUAUUUGUGCAAAGAUUUCAGAUUUUGGUUCAUCAAGAGAAAUUUCAUCAGAUGAUGCAACAAUGACAAAUCAUAUUGGAACAACUGUUUACAUGAGCAAUCAAGUUUUAGAAAAAAAGAAAUACAACUACCUCACAGAUAUCUAUUCCUAUGGUAUUUUAUUAUAUGAACUAAUGACCGAAGUUAUUCCAUACUCUGAAAUGAAUAUUUCAUGGAGUCUUCCAAGAUUUGUUAUUUCCGGUGGUCGUCCAUCUAAAGGUUUAGAAAAUGUAAAUGAAGAAAUCAUUCAAAUUAUUGUAUCUUGCUGGAGUGGUGAAGAAAAUGAAAGAUUACAAUUUAAUGAUAUUAUUUCAAAAUUAGAAAAUCUUUACAAUGGACUUUUAGAAAAGCGUUCAGGUAAUCAAAAAGAAAAGAACAAAGCCGAAACAGAUGAAAAAAAUUGUAUAAAAACAAAGGCCAACCUUCAAAUUCAAAAUCAAAUGGUUAAAAAUCGAAUUAUUGAAGAGAAAAUUGUUAAUGAACAAAGUUUCAAAUAUUCAAUAUCAGAAACAUCAAGCGACAAAGAUAGUGUUGAAAUGAAAGAUCUAUCAAGUGCUCCACUGCCAAUAGAAAUUAAAGUAGAACAGCCUACAGCAGAAGGUUCAUCAAGAAAUAGUAUUGAAAUGAAAGAAAUUAGAACCUCUUCUUCGUUAGAAAGAAAAAUAGAAAAUAAAUUGGAAAAACAAUUGAAUGAUGUAGAAUAUUUAUUUAAAAUCAGAAAGGCCGGUGGUCGUACAUUAGAAAGCCUUGACGAUGGUUUUAAUCUUUUCAUGGAUUUGGAUGAACAAGAGAAAAUAAAAAAAUUAAAUGAACAAUACAUAUUACAAAUUCAACAAAAAGAACAAGAAGUUGAAAAGGAGUCACAAGAAAAGGGGUCACAAGAAAAGGAGUCACAAGAAAAGGAGUCACAAGAAAAGGAGCCACAAGAAAAGCAGCCGCAAGAAGAACAGUCACAGGAAAAACAACAAGAAAUAAAAAUACUUGAAGAGAGAAUGGCCAAAGAAAGAGAAAAGAAAAGAGAUACUAUAAAAAACGUGGUUUUUGUAAGCAAUACUCAACUUAAAGAUGGUGAAAUAAAAGGAUUAAAUGAAAACACCUCAUUUAGAUUUGAAAGAACUCCAGCUAAAGAAGAAAAUUCAAGCGAAACAAAGAGUUAUUUAACUUUAUUCGACUAUUUAGUUAGUUUACCAAAAUUAGAUAUAUUUGGUUCGUUAAUCAAAAGAGUUAAAACCAAGUUUUCAAAUAAUCAAAAUCAAAAAGUAAACUGUCACAAGGAAGAAAAUGAUUUACGGGGAGGUGAAAACCAGGAAAUUUUCAGUGUUGAUUAUGUUAUCGAUCCAAAGAUUGGUCAUCUUUUAGAACAAUUAGCAGCCUCAAAAAAAAUAAAUUUACCAAUUCUGGAGGAUUUAUCUUUAACAAACAGUAAUUAUACCAAAAAUGAUAAUAUUCAAAUAGGUUACAUCCCCAAUAAAGAUCCAAUCACAAUUUUACCAGGUAUAAAAAGUUUCCAAAGCUAUAAAAGCAAAAACUCCAACUCUGCAGAUUUCAAAAAUAAAUUAAAACCAAUCUCAUUUGUUCCAAAUAGCCCUCCAGAAACCCAUCCACCAUUUUUUGCAAUUCCCACCAGAAGAAAAUAUGAUGAAUAUUUAAAAAACCAGUUAUAUCAUUUUAUUACAAAAAAUAAAACAACAGAUUGUAAUAUCGAAAUAUCUUAA
This is a messenger RNA of Dictyostelium purpureum, 5475 nucleotides long. RefSeq lists its product as uncharacterized. Gene Ontology annotation, biological process: protein phosphorylation; regulation of developmental process. NCBI's taxonomy places the organism in Eukaryota, Evosea, Eumycetozoa, Dictyosteliales, Dictyosteliaceae. The transcript has 3 exons. The coding region runs from base 1 to 5475 and encodes 1824 amino acids. Gene Ontology annotation, molecular function: protein kinase activity; ATP binding. The record is from RefSeq and is a predicted model, not a curated record.